Molecule: messenger RNA, 3137 nt
Organism: Culex quinquefasciatus (southern house mosquito)
Lineage: Eukaryota; Metazoa; Arthropoda; Insecta; Diptera; Culicidae
Product: fukutin-related protein
Exons: 5
Coding region: 812-2620 (602 amino acids)
Biological process (GO): protein O-linked glycosylation via mannose
Cellular component (GO): Golgi apparatus
Source: RefSeq, a predicted model, not a curated record
GCCGUUCGUUCCGAGCAGUAGCUCCCGGUUUCGUUCCGGUACUUCCGGUAGUGGUUUAGGUGGCCCAAGCUUGGGAGUCGGUCUCCCGCCCACCCGUUUAUCCCUAACCCUUCGGGAGGCCAUCCCCCAUCGGACGCAGCCAGGAGUCCUCUCAGGAGAUUUGGAGUCUUUUUGCUGCGUUUUUCCCUCCCCACGGAGUUGGAUACAAGUUGGGAGUUGGGAAAUUGGGCGGGUUGGUUGCGGGGUGUUCAUUUGUACACGCGUGUGUUGGUGCGAGUGCAAAACGGCGGUCGAGUCCUUGUGUCCUUGCUGAGCUGAGUUGAGCUGGCAGCAGGUCGGUCCUCGAAAACGAAAAAAAAGCUGUGUUCUGAAGAAGGAAAACUCACAGAGUGUGUAGUGUGUUGUUGCGAGCUGGAGGGUUGAGAGGGUGACCCCCCGGUCGUGGUCGUGGUGGCCGCAUAAACGUCUAACAUGUGUCAAAUUAUUGUUGUUGUGCAAUUUCUUUGCUUUCCACCCCGUUGAAUAAUUGAAGCUUGUGCAGUGGGACCCCCAGGAGUGCGGAAACGGAGUAGAAAGAGUGCGGAUGAGGUUCGGGUCCAGACCUUCAAAGGCAAAAAUGAGAACUUCUCCCGACUGCAGUGAUGCCUCCCAGCUAGAACGGAUUAAGCUGGUGCUGGCAAAUGUCCUGGAAGAAUGCAGCAAAAGUGAGAACCACUAAAGUUGAAGUGACGUGUCCCCUCGCCCCACCUCCCCUCCUUCGACGUUGGGAAGAAAUCAUUCUCCAGUGAGUGAGUGUGUGCCGAGGAAGAAAAUGCGUAUGAAAUAUGGGAAGCUGUUCAUCGUUUUUAUGAUUUGCUUCAACUUGGUGGUUUUUUACUACUCGUGGAAGUACUUUCUGACGAGCACCAACUUCCUGGCGGAAACGUUCGGAAGUGCGCGGGUUCAGCGCGAACCGUACGAGCACGCUGGCUACAGCAUCAACGGAGAGCUGGAUGUGAUUGACGCGGAUCAAAGUCCUGUGCAACGGGAUCGAUCUAGACCUACCAAGUUGUCCAAGUUUAGUCGAAUUCGGGACCGGAUUCAGAACACGAACAAAUAUAUUCGCAAGAGCAUCACCGUGGUGUUCCGGGACUUUUACGACUUUGACAACGACCUGCUCCAAUCGAUCGCCAGUGUCAACAACCUCAUCCCGAACGUCCAGAUCUUCAUAAUCGCACCGGAGAUCCCGUACCCUCCGCUGGACAUCUUCACCAAUCACGGUCAAUCCGCGUCCAAUCAAUCAACCUGGUUCGAAAAGGACAGCAACGUCAAGUUCUUCAGUCUCAGCUACGACGUGACCAAAUCCCUCAAAGAAACCCUCCCCCUGCUCCAGAUCACCACCAAGUACGUCCUCUUUCUCCCAGACAGUGUCCGCCUCAACGGGCGGUCCCUUCUUUCCCGAAUGCUGCGGGAAAUCUCCAACCCCUCCACGAACGACCUGCUCCUUCAGCAGCAUCAAAAUCUGCUGCUCAAGCAAAACAACCAAGCCGUCCCCGCCAAAGACCAGCUCCUGAACCAGAAGCCCGAGCGGAAAAUAAUAGCCGUCCCGUUUGCGUCGAACGCGCGGACCGCGGCCAACUGCUGCCACCUGCAGCUGGAUCUGCCCAACUGGACGCUGGAGUACGUGACUGGCAACGAAACGGACAGCUGCGACAUGUACAAACAGAAGCAUGCCAUCCUGGUCGAGACGGCCCUGCUGAGGGACAUGCCCGAUGCUCUAUCGUCUCCGUUUCCGGAGCUUUUCUACAUCCAGGCCAAGCUGGCCAACAUUAAGAAAGUCCUGCUGAACGCCGCCUUCCAGGACGGCAAGAAACUGUUCACCUCGUACCACACCAAAACCAAGCGACGCAACGUGCGCAAGGACCAGUUCAAAGCCCUGUACCGAAAGCUGCAGAUCAAGAAGGUGGUCCGCAAGAACUAUCUGUACGACAAGUCGAAGCUGGCCAAACGAAAGCUAAUCAAAAGCUUCGAACACAACAACCAAACAAUUUCCCUGCUGACGGAGAUUACGUUUUACGGGUGCGAGAAGCAAACCAAGAGUUGUAUCGGCCAGGUGUACAACUCGCAGCCCUUCUACGUGUACCUGGGCCGGCACACGCCCCCGUGCUGUCUGGACAAGCUGAAGACCAUCUUCCGGCACGUGGUCGAUGAGUUUGAAAACGUUGGCAUCCGCUACUGGUUGGACAAUCACGCGCUCAAGAACGCCAUCGAGCUGAAGGCACUUUCGCCGAACGCGUACGAAAUCGACAUCAGCUUCAACAGCGAUGACGUUGCCCGGUCCCUGGCCAUGAAGAAGGCCCAAACGAAGCCGUAUACCGACGGGGAUGGGUUCCACUGGUUGAAAGCCACCGACGGGCACUACUUCCGGGUGCAGUACUCAAAGGCGAAUCAAAUUGCGGUCAACCUGUUGCCGUUCGACCUCAGCGGGGAGGUGGUCCGACCGAACGGGUUCUACGGCUGGAAGGCCAAAAAGUUCUCCGUCGAGUUUCUGCACCCGAUGUCGACGGUGCUGUUCCUGGGCAAACCCAUCAUGUGCCCCAACAACGUGAUGGAGUACCUGGAGACGAAGGGGAUCAAGUAGAGAUUGAAGAGAGGGGAAGUGGGGUGUGACGACGUGGUGAGUUCCUGUGAUAGAAAGGUGGUGCUGUACAUUCUGUGCUUGCAGAGAGGGCUGACGGUAACAAACUCUUGAAUUUGAUAUUAUGUGUGAGAACUUGUACAUAGGUAGAGAGACAUCUGAUAGAUAGCGCUAGACGUAAACAAUAGGCUUUAACCAUUAAAAGGUAACACUUUUAUGCUACAAAAGUAAACUGUUUUAACUGCUGAAUUCCUACAUAAUUGUGGCAAUCUGAAACUUUUAUUUAUAAUGAUAAAUGCAAAACGCAAUAUUUUUUAGCGCAUUGAUGCUCAAUACAUUUGUAGAAAAUGAAAUAAGCCAAUUAUUAUACGUUUCUUGACAGAUCGGGUAACCAUAACAUUUAAGAGCGAGUCCACGAGCAAAGCAUACCCAUCUCGCAUCGACCUCACCAAUCUGCCUGAAAUUUUUAGGGGUUGUUUGUACAUAUAAAACUAGCAUCUGGUCAAAAUAUGAGCGCUCU